This is a messenger RNA of Vicia villosa (hairy vetch), 1690 nucleotides long. Its product is annotated as protein ATAF2-like. The transcript has 5 exons. The coding region runs from base 246 to 1412 and encodes 388 amino acids. Lineage: Eukaryota; Viridiplantae; Streptophyta; Magnoliopsida; Fabales; Fabaceae. Gene Ontology annotation, molecular function: DNA binding. The record is from RefSeq and is a predicted model, not a curated record. Gene Ontology annotation, biological process: regulation of DNA-templated transcription.
AAACUAGCCCAUUAUCAAGCAACAACACAGAUAAUACAAAGAAAGUUUCUCAUAUUGUUUUCCUUUUCAUCCAUCAUUUCUUAGCAAAGACAAAAAGUUUCCUCUGAACAUGAUCAAUUCCAAACCUCUGUAACCACACUGCAUUUCAAACACCACCACUCUCUUGUGUCUUUUCAUCUCUCUCACACUGUCCUUUUUUUUUGUCAUAUUGCAAAACAAAACAAGCUUCAAAGAAACCAAAACUAAUGGCAACAAGUUCAUUUCCCAUUCAUAGUUUUGUUCCUGUUGGUUUCAGAUUCCGUCCAACAGACCAAGAGCUUGUUGACCACUACCUCAGAAACAAACUACUUGGUAAUGUUUCGGUUGUCAACAAUGUUAUAGCUGAAGUUGAUGUUUGCAAGUUUGAACCAUGGGAGUUACCAGGUUUUUCUGUGAUAAAAUCUGAUGAUCCUGAGUGGUUUUUUCUGUCUCCGCGUGAUUAUAAAUAUGCUAAGAGCAAGAGGUUUAACCGGGCUACAAAAUAUGGAUUUUGGAAGGCUACUGGUAAUGACAGGAAUGUUAAGGUUAGAGGGACUGAUAAGGUUAUUGGGACUAAGAAGACUCUUGUUUAUUAUAAAGGUCGGGUUCCUGGUGUGAAGACCAAUUGGGUUAUUCAUGAGUAUCAUGCUGCCAACUUUGAGGAUGAUCAGAGGACUUUUGUUUUAUGCCGCUUGAUGAAGAAAGCGGAGAAAAAGCCCGAAGAGGAAGCUGAUAUAAUGGUCUGUGAUGAAGGGGAGCCCAGCAGACACAUGAGCUCUGACUAUGAAAAUCGAGAAACGGUCGAAGGAAUUCCUGAUGUGAUAAGUGAUCCUUUACCGGAAAUGAACAUGGGAUCAGUAUUUCAAGAGCCGCAUCAGGCAGACAGAUACUUUCCCUUCGCGACGCAACAAUCUUUAAUCUCUGAAAACGAGCCGGAAGUCUCUGUCCCAAACUUCCGAUUCCCCGAUGCCUAUUUUGGAAAUGAGAAUAUCGACUUUCAGAGUUCGUUUGAAACAAUUGAAGAGGAAGAUAAGUUCAUCAACUCAAUGUUGAUCGAGUCUGAGUCGUUGAGAAUGGCCUACUAUAAUAGCAGCGAAGCAGAUGUUGAUAUAGUCUCUACGCCGCUGUUACACAAUUUUCUUGAUACUUCAACAAUGUAUCUUGAAAAUCCUAGUUCGGGCGAAUAUGGAUGUACUCGUGUUCUAUCUUUUAACAAUGAUGAAAGCAAAGACGAACAUGAAAGUACCUAUUACGACGAUUUUGGGGGAGUGGAGGCAUCCUCUUGUGACUCAACUGCCGGUAAAUCUUUGGAGAUGAGCUCUGUCGAAAUUUCCAGUUCUUCGACACCAAGAAGAGACAAAAACCAAAAUCGUUCAUCUUCGUGUCACAAAUAGAUGUGUCAAGACAAAGGACGAGCACCAACACAAAGGACGGUUUCAAUCAAAAGAAGAUACAAUUUUGAGGUGAGAAAACCAAGCAAGGGCAUUGCAAAUGAAGAAACAUGACUUGAUCAAAUGAUUCAUUCAUUAAUAUCAUGCUAGAUUUGUUGGAAACUGAUGCACAGGAAAAUCUGUACAGAUGAUAAUCUAUAUCAAAUAGGUUGUCACUUACCAUCUAUGUGUGACUUGUGUCACAAGGAAGAUGAAUCUAUGGAGCAUUUGCUCUUUGAGUU